AGCUCCGAUCAAGAAUACGAAAUGGAAAAACGGACAGCAACGCAGAAUUUGAUUUUAAUAUUUAAUCGGUACAGUUUACGUGACCCGGAAGUUUGAUGGAGCGUUAGCUAAAAAAACAGUUGGCUAACCCCCACCACGUUCGUUCAAGCUGCACCAGAUAAGGCAGUCGGACCUAUCAGCCAUGGACACUUACGUUUUAUUUCGAGGAUCCAAGCGUGUUACUCUUAAGGAGGAGGACAUGACAACGGAGAAAAUUAGCAGGAUUUUCCAGGUUCAUGGCUCCAGUGUCUACAUUACUGAUGACACCAAUGUUGCCAUAUUUCCUGGAAACGAUGGUCACUUCAGCACCAUUGACCUCAGAGUAAGGGGGCAUUAUGAAGUGCAUGGAGAGAGUGAUGCUGUGGGGGAGCCAUCCAGUGUGCCUGUCCCCUUCGCCUUCCGCCGCCCAUCUAGUGUCGCUGCUGGUUCAGCUCUAACUGCAAGGCCUUCUCCAAGAGCACCAGUGACAAAGACAUACCAAAGGACAAUUUUUGUUGCUGAUCUUGUGGAAGGCAUGUUGGAAACAAGCAAAACCCUGACAGUUAGAUUCUCGGAAUUUGAGGCGUCUGUCAUGGGCAUCACAAAUAAAGUAAAUGAUGCCCUUGAACAUGAGGACUCCUUCAUUCUUACGGAUGGUCAGGGGAAACGGAUUUUGGAUACAGAAGGAACCAGAGGAGCCGCUUUUUGGAAACAAAAUGCUAGGAAGGUGUGUGCUGUGAAAGAAGGAGAUUUGCAGCAGUUACAAGGAAGCAAAAAAAGAAGACUGAGUCGGCGAGAUGAUAAUGGUCUAGAGGCAGUGUACGACACAAUUGAAGAGGUGGUCCUGGCAGCACAGGGUCUUCGGGAGGUGUCAAAUACAAUUAAGGAGCUGACACAUCUGGCAAGUUCCAACAGAAGAACACCAGUGUCCUUGACUGAGGCUGAAGCAGCUGCUGUUAAGGAAGCCUUUUCCUGUAUUAUCUGCAAGGGUCCAGUGGUCGACCCCAUGGUGUCUUCGUGUUGCCAUAGCAUUGUUGGCUGCAGGAGCUGCAUUGAACAAUGGCAGCAGAAUUCUGCAUUUUGUCCAAAAUGCAGAGCAGAUGAUUUUGGUAGAAAUGCACAAAAACUUACUGGAUUGUCUGAUGCACUGGCUGCACUGGACAAAAUACUGUACCAGUAAAACUGUACAGUAUUUACUUGUGUUCAUGCUGUUCAUCUUUAGUGUUUGCAUCUCUUGCAAUGUUUUAAUGAUUCACUCAAAGCACUUUUGACUGUUUAA
Molecule: messenger RNA, 1297 nt
Organism: Cyprinodon tularosa
Lineage: Eukaryota; Metazoa; Chordata; Actinopteri; Cyprinodontiformes; Cyprinodontidae
Exons: 6
Coding region: 182-1198 (338 amino acids)
Molecular function (GO): metal ion binding
Source: RefSeq, a predicted model, not a curated record